Engraulis encrasicolus (European anchovy) is the source of this 816-nucleotide messenger RNA. RefSeq names its product olfactory receptor 2B6-like. Lineage: Eukaryota; Metazoa; Chordata; Actinopteri; Clupeiformes; Engraulidae. The coding region runs from base 1 to 816 and encodes 271 amino acids. The record is from RefSeq and is a predicted model, not a curated record. Gene Ontology annotation, molecular function: G protein-coupled receptor activity; odorant binding; olfactory receptor activity. The transcript is spliced from 2 exons. Gene Ontology annotation, cellular component: membrane. Gene Ontology annotation, biological process: detection of chemical stimulus involved in sensory perception of smell; G protein-coupled receptor signaling pathway.
AUGGCUCUAAAUAUAUCAGGUCCAAUGACCACUAUUUACACCCUGCCUUCAUUUCCCUUUCCUCCAUCAGCCAGACUUCCCAUUCUUCUUAUUUCAACCCUUACAUAUAUGGUUAUAAUUUUUUGCAAUAUAAUGAUUGUUGUUACUGUUGCCAAGACCCGUAAACUACACCAGCCAAUGUAUUUGCUACUUGCUAAUUUACCUAUGUGUGAUAUGUGGGGAGCAACUGCCUUUUUCCCCCAAAUGAUUUCCUCCAUGAUGUUUGACCCCAGAGUUAUCACAGAUUGGGUGUGUAGGUUACAGGCGUUGGUUGCUCAUAUGUAUGGUGCAUCAAGUGUAUUUACAUUAACAGCAAUGGCCUUUGAUCGCUAUGUAGCUAUCUGCAAGCCUCUGUCCUAUAACACCAUUAUGACAAAUAGUAAUGUUGCUAAAAUAAUAUGCUUCAUUUGGCUUUCUGAUUUCACUUGUUUGCUCAUCUUAAUUUUGAUGACGCUUCGGCUUAAGAACUGCAGUACUGAAAUCGUUGAUAUGUUCUGCUCUAACCCAGCUCUAAUGCAAAUGGCUUGCGGAGGAGUUGGUGCAAAUAACUAUUAUGGCAUGUUUACUAUUGCUUUCUUCCAGGGAACAUCUUUGUGUAUAAUUCUGUUCACAUAUGCACAAAUCCUCUUCACCUGCUUUUUCAAAAAACAGUCAGAGGCUAAACGUAAAGCGUUUCAGACAUGUGGAUCGCAUAUAGUAGUUUUUUUAUUUUUCCAGUUAAAUUCAUUUGUUUAUUUCCUUACACAUCGUGUUCCAAAUGCUCCCAUUGCUGGGUAA